This is a messenger RNA of Aureobasidium melanogenum CBS 110374, 1560 nucleotides long. RefSeq names its product cholinesterase. The record is from RefSeq and is a predicted model, not a curated record. The transcript has a single exon. NCBI's taxonomy places the organism in Eukaryota, Fungi, Ascomycota, Dothideomycetes, Dothideales, Saccotheciaceae. Bases 1 to 1560 code for a protein of 519 amino acids.
AUGGCCCAGACUCUCUUUUCUGUGCUUGCAGCCCUUUUAUCCCUCAACAUUGCCAAUCCCUUUCGUCAUGAUCGUAACAUUGUAGGUGCUCCGGUAAACACUACCAGCGGCCUCAUCAUUGGACAUGCUUCAAGGAACCGCUCUCAGGUCUCUGAGUAUCUCGGUAUACCUUAUGCUCAACCACCUUUGGGUGAACUUCGUUUUGCAGCGCCUCAACAGUACAGCUCAGACGACAUCUUCAAUGCUUCCUCCUUCUCGCCAGAUUGUCCUGCAAACCUACCUCCACCAUCGACCUAUCCCGGCUUGACAGCAUCCGGUCAACGCAUCUAUUUGAACUUUGCCGACCAGGUGGGAAAUCCUCAGAGUGAGGAUUGUUUGACUCUUAACAUCUGGACCAAAGCUACAACACAUAAAUCUCCAAAGGCGGUGCUGCUCUGGAUUCAUGGUGGAAGAUUCACUAUUCCUGGUACCCACAGUCUGUUCUACCAAGGUCAAUAUCUUGCCGAUCAGGAAGAUGUUAUCGUCGUCACCAUCAAUCACCGUGUCAAUAUCUUUGGCUACCCUGGUGCCCCAGGCGAAACCCAAAAUCUUGGACUGCUCGACCAUCGCAUGGCUGUCGAAUGGGUACGUGACAAUAUCGCAGGGUUUGGCGGUGAUUCGCAUCGCAUCACCUUGUUCGGCCAAAGCGCUGGUGGUGCUGCGACUGAUUUCUACGCUUAUGCUUGGAAGGAGGACCCGAUUGUCGCUGGCCUAGUCUCGCAUUCAGGUACAGCGCUUAGUUUCGAUCUCAAUUCGCCUGAUAUGUCGGCCAAGUAUUGGUAUAUAGCGGCAAGCAAUCUCGGCUGUGGCGAUUCAGGCGAUGUCAUGCCUUGUAUGCGCAGCAAGAAUGUCACUGAUAUUCUUAAAGCUGUGGCUAAGGUGCCCUUUCAGCCGACAAUAGCGCUUAACCAGCCAGUCUUCCAUCCUACUGUCGACAAUAAGACUGUGUUUGCUGACUAUGCUUCCCUGUCCGCCAGCGGCAGUUUCGCAAAGAUACCCUACGUGGCUGGCAACACCGAUUAUGAAGCAGGCUGGUACAAAUUAGCUGCUUGGGCAAGCAACAAGACUCUAACAGCUGCUCAAUGGGAUGACUUCAACCUCGCUGGCUUUACCUGUCCCACUGGCACUGAGACAGCGAAUCGCGCAAAGUACAAUGUGCCCACCUGGCGCUACAUCUACUUUGGCGAUUGGGAGAAUUUGCGCUUGUAUCCUGGAAGCGGCGCUUACCAUGGCACUGAACUCACCAUGAUCUUUGGAACAGCGGAAGAUGUCAGUGGGAUACCGAACACGGCGGCAGAGGAUGAGGUUUCGAGGUAUAUGACGAAGGCUUGGGCAACGUUUGCGCGUGAUCCUGUGAAAGGAUUAGAAGGAAUGGAGUGGCCGAAGUACGAGGCUGGUAAGAAGACUCUCGCGAGGUUGGCAUACGACAAAAUGACUACGCCGUCGUUCGUUGAUCCGAUGGUUUAUGAUGCAAAGUGUCCGGCGGUGAACGAUCCGAGUCCUGCUCAUGGUGCUUUCUGA